AUGGCCGACAACGCCGGUGAAGUCAGAUACCCCAACACAGAUGAAGUCAGCACCAAGGACUCCAUCGCAAACGGCCCCCUUGCCAAUAGCAUCAAAACCGAAGCCUCCCGCACUGGUCAAGAAUUCCGCGAUCUGAAGAGCGCAAAAGUGGUCCCUUCCACGACCACGGCCACCGGCCAGCCCCUGACCUACUACCAUUCCUUGCUCUACAGCCUUCUCAGCUGGGAACAACCUCGUGCCACCGCUGCCUCUUUUGCCAGCGUCGUUGCUUUCAUCUUCGCCGCCCGUUACCUCCCCCUCCUCCGCUGGUUCUUCAAGUUCCUCUACGUCGCUCUUGGAUUUACCGCUGCGCUUGAACUCGGUGGCAGACUUAUUCUGUCUCAAGGCCUCGCCAGCUCGUUCCGACCCCGCAAAUACUACACAAUUCCCAAGGAAACCACCGAGGCAGUCGUGGAGGACUUUGAGCAGCUUAUCGACUUUGUCCUCAUCGAAUUCCAGCGCAUUCUCUUUGCGGAGAAUGUUGUUCACACCGUUGCCGCUUUCUCCGCUGCGUUCUCCGCCUACUGGCUGAUCAAGAUUCUUCCCUUCUGGGGCUUGUCUCUCCUGGCUGUUUCAAUCGCGUACCUCGGACCUUUGGUAUACAUCACCAACCGGGAGAUUAUCGAUGCUCAGAUUGAUAGCCUCCAGCAAACUAUCAACUCUCAGGCACACCAAUUGAAGGGCCUGGCGGAAGAGCGCACUCACCAUGCCACCGGUGUUGUGAAGCAGUACGUCGGAGACUACAGCAACAAGGCACAGGAGUACAUCAACAUCCGCCGGUCAGCUUCACCCGAAAUCUCCAAGGCUGCUGGCCCCGCUGUCAAGACGGAGCCCGAGCCCGAGGCUCUUGUUAAGACCCCUGACUUCCCCGAGGCCCCCAAGGAUGAGCCCGUGGCUCAAUCCAUCGAAACCGAGAAGCAGCCUCUUUUGGCCGCAUAA
Molecule: messenger RNA, 978 nt
Organism: Aspergillus calidoustus
Lineage: Eukaryota; Fungi; Ascomycota; Eurotiomycetes; Eurotiales; Aspergillaceae
Source: the annotation of a GenBank genome assembly